Molecule: messenger RNA, 2067 nt
Organism: Exophiala spinifera
Lineage: Eukaryota; Fungi; Ascomycota; Eurotiomycetes; Chaetothyriales; Herpotrichiellaceae
Exons: 2
Coding region: 1-2067 (688 amino acids)
Biological process (GO): telomere maintenance via telomere lengthening
Molecular function (GO): double-stranded telomeric DNA binding; protein homodimerization activity
Source: RefSeq, a predicted model, not a curated record
AUGUCAAAUGAUCUAUCCCCCCUCCAGUCUGUCAGCGACGGCACAGGAGAAGGGGCCCCUCAAAAGCAACAAGAUGAGGCUCCAUCGCAGGCAAAUCAAUCGCAACCGGCAAUCCCCCGACAAGAUGACAAUCCAAGAAGUCCUAAGAGGCGGCGUCUGUCUCCUGCUGAAGGGGCGCCGAACCCACAAUCUUCCUCUGUCGCGAGCGCUGAGCAGCAAAAGAUGGAGACUGGACCAACGGUGGUGCCUCAAUCUACAAUCACGAACGUCUCUGCCUCGGCCAGCACGCAAAGCCAUAAUGUCCCUCCACAGCCUCCAAAAGCGCAGCCUAGUAUAGUCAGGAACCGACUGGACAGCCUCCCGGUGCUGGAGAGUCUCGCCGCGGACAUAUUGACCUUUCUCGCGAGCCUCUCACCGACUGAAGCCUUGGGUUUGUCAAGGACGCCAGCCACCCUGAAAACCCGUGAAUACCUCGGGUUGCGAUCGAAGUUCGACCCCAUAAGGAGGAUGUUUUACACGGGGCAGCCGUUCCUCUCGGCGAGCGACUUGCAGUUACAAGAUGCGAAUCACAUUCAGGCAAUACGCAAGAUCAAUCAAGCCAUAUUUAUGUCUAGCAUAUUCACAGGUGAGAUUGGACUUCGAGACAUGGACCGGGGGUUUCUUCCUGUGCUUGUGCCAGAGAACGGGUUUCUUCAAAAGUCGCAAGCCUCUGUGUUCCUGGCUCUCAAAACGCAGGGAUUCAUAACUGCUUGGAGGACAGGAGCAGCUCCGCCUCAUGUGGUUGUGGCCGAUAUGUUCGCCCCAGACUUGGAUAAGCAGAUUCUGGCACGGCGACCAGGAACAACAACCUUGGCACCAACCGAGCAAGACUUUCUGAGUCAGGUCACAGCACGGCGUGAAAUCUUGCAAACUCAUGCACAAAAUAACACACUUGAUCAGUUGGCUUUGAAGUAUCCAUGGGAUGAUUUCAGUCGAGAGGUAUCGUCUUACUUGUAUCAAAGUAUUGAGAGUGCUUCGAAAAAUGGCGGAGGGCAGGGUGGUAGUGACACUUCGAAAACGUCUCAGCGUGGCCAGAUGGAAGGGCAAUUCUCGAUACACGCUUCACCCGCUCCUACCGGGUCCACCGAAUCUAUCUACAUGCAAAUCACCCAAGGACAGACCCCAAGUAUCUCGCUUUUUGGCCAAGAAUUUAUCGCGCAAGCUGCUAGAGCCGCAGAGAUUGCCAUGAAAGGACUAGGAGCUGUGUCGGCUGCAGAAGUCGCCUCGACAGCGGCUCCCAGUGUACCUCCCCCGGCCAAACCAGCUACCCCUGCACCUCAAAAUUCCCUACCAGAGCCUCAACAAUUUGAACCAGCUUCUGAAAAAACCAAGUCCGAGUCUCCUUCCUCUGGCCCUGGUGGAAAUCCAGACAUUCCUCACAGCUCACAAACAGCACCUACUCUCGUGCUAUAUGAGCGAGCCAGACAAGCAGCGGCAGCGAAAACGUCGUUGACUCCUAGGAAAGGGGUCAUACCCGCACAGAGGCGUCCCUGGACUCCGGAAGAAGAGCAUACCCUCAUGAAGGGAAUUGACCAAGUCAAAGGUGGCCAUUGGAGUCAGAUACUCGCUAUGUACGGCCCUGGCGGUACUAUUAACGAAACCCUCAAGGAACGAAAUCAAGUUCAACUCAAGGAUAAAGCGCGAAAUCUCAAGCUGUAUUUCUUGAAAAGUGGCGUCGAAGUACCUUACUAUCUACAAGCCGUGACUGGUGAUCUUAGGACUCGUGCUCCAGGACAAGCCUCGAAGCUCGAGGAAGCCCGAGAACGCGAGAGGCUGCAAUUAGAAGCAGAUCAAGUGUCCUUUGAAGAACUGGAAGGGGACGAGCCACCACAUCCGAACAUAGUCGAGACUAGCACGCCUCUGCCAACCCAGUCAUCGCCUGCCACCAAUGACACAUUACAACCGAGUCCGCUCAAAGACAUGGAGCCAAAGAAAUUCGAACCGAGUAUGGCUGAUGUUGAGGCGAUGAUAGCUCGAGCAGCCGCGCAAGCCGCACAGGAAGCAAAGUCAAGCCUGCCCGGAUCGUGA